This is a messenger RNA of Gossypium raimondii (Peruvian cotton), 2561 nucleotides long. Its product is annotated as proteinaceous RNase P 1, chloroplastic/mitochondrial. The transcript is spliced from 6 exons. Lineage: Eukaryota; Viridiplantae; Streptophyta; Magnoliopsida; Malvales; Malvaceae. The coding region runs from base 24 to 2318 and encodes 764 amino acids. Gene Ontology annotation, biological process: tRNA 5'-leader removal. Gene Ontology annotation, molecular function: protein binding; ribonuclease P activity. The record is from RefSeq and is a predicted model, not a curated record.
UGGAUAUAUCCUAACGGCCACACAUGGCCUCCUUUACUUUCACCACUAUGCAACAACAGCCAACACACUACUACUUCCUUUCCAUCACUCUCUGUAAGUACCCUUCAUCAGCAUCUUCCACUCAUUUUCUUUACCCUUCACCUCCAAAACACCAAAUCCCCCAACAUUUUAUACAUAGAACAAGACAUGCUAGUGUUAGACACCAUUUCAAUGCAAAGCUAUCCACAAAACACUACGAAAAAAAGGCUAGGAAAGAAACUGGUUCUGGGUUUAGUUCUUCUUCAAGGUCUAGCAAUGGUGGAACUGAAAGGAACAAGUUAGAGAGCCUUUUUAGUUCUGUUUUGGAAGAGAAAGCUGAAAAGAAAAGGUAUGUAAAGGAUAAGAAAAAAAUGGGUUUUGAUAGUUCUUCAUUAAAAUCAUCUAAAACCAUGGAAAAUAACUCUGUGGUGGGGAAAAAACCAAAGAAAGAUAAGGCUAAUUCACCUGUAGUACACUUAAGGGUUCAAUUGGAUAUGUGUUCAAAAAGAGGGGAUGUAAUGGGGGCUAUUCAGCUAUAUGAUAAAGCUAUAAAAGAAGGGAUCACAAUGGGGCAAUAUCAUUAUGCUGUGCUUUUGUAUCUUUGUUCUUCUGCAGCUAUGGGUAUUGUUCAACCUGCUAAAAGUGGUAGUGGUAAUAGACCUGUUUUAAACAAUGGUAAAUUGGUUGAUUUUGAUAAUAGUUUAGCAAAUGGGUCUACAAAGCCUUAUUAUUUAGAAGAUGAUGAGAUUUGGGUAAGUGAAGAUGUUAAGAAACAUGCGCUGGUUAAGGGAUUUGAGAUAUACGAGACGAUGUGUUCAAGCAAUGUACAGAUGAACGAAGCGACAUUAACAUCUGUAGCAAGAAUGGCAAUGUCAAUGGGAGAUGGUGAUAUGGCAUUUGAUAUGGUAAAACAAAUGAAACCACUAGGUAUAAACCCUAGAUUACGAUCUUAUGGUCCUGCUUUAUCUGUUUUCUGUACUACCGGAGACAUUAAUAAAGCGUUUGAAGUCGAGAAACAUAUGUUGGAACAUGGUGUUCAACCCGAAGAGCCUGAAUUAGAAGCACUUUUAAGAGUUAGUGUAGGGGCUGGAAAAGGUGAUAAAGUGUAUUAUUUAUUGCAUAAAUUAAGAACAAGUGUGAGGAAAGUAUCACCUUCUACUGCUGAUAUAAUUGUUAGAUGGUUCGAGAGUAAAGCAGCCUCGAGAGUGGGGAAACGACGAAUAGACCAAAAGUUAAUGAAGGAAGCAAUCGAAAAUGGUGGUGGAGGUUGGCACGGACAAGGUUGGUUAGGUAAAGGAAAAUGGAGUAUAUCAUAUACAGUUGUUGGUGAUGAUGCUUUAUGUAAAUGUUGUGGUGAUAAGUUGGCUUUAAUCGAUCUCGAUCCUAUAGAAACCGAGAAGUUUGCCGAAUCAGUUGCUUCGAUAGCUAUAAAACGAGAGAAGAACUUCAGUUUUCAAAAGUUUCAAAAAUGGCUUGACUACUAUGGACCGUUUGAAGCUGUGGUUGAUGCGGCUAAUGUCGGUCUUUUCAGCCAGAAAAGAUUCAUGCCAUCAAAGGUCAAUGCUGUUGUUAAUGCAAUACGACAGAAACUUCCAUCAAGGAGAUGGCCACUUAUUGUUUUGCAUAACAAACGGAUCACUGGACGGAAGAUGGAUGAACCAGUAAAUAAAGCAUUAAUUGAGAAGUGGAAAAAUGCCGAUGCUCUAUAUUCAACACCAACCGGUUCCAAUGAUGAUUGGUACUGGUUGUAUGCAGCUAUCAAGUUUAAGUGUUUAAUCGUGACUAACGAUGAGAUGAGAGACCAUACCUUUCAACUUUUGGGAAAUGAAUUCUUUCCGAAAUGGAAAGAAAGGCAUCAAGUGCAUUUCAGUUUCUCAAACACCAGUCCAGUAUUUUACAUGCCUCCUCCAUGUUCGGUAGUAAUUCAGGAAUCAGAGAAAGGCCACUGGCAUAUUCCCAUUGCAUCGGAACUAGAUUAUGAUUCUGAAAGAACAUGGUUAUGCAUUAGACGAGCUAACUCACAUGCGGUGAAGGAAGAUUCCGUAGCCAUAACGGAAGAUUCGCAGUCUCUUAACCGUAACAAGGAACAUACCAGGUCAACUACUCAAACCGAAGUUAACUCGAAUUUCCUGCCAUUAAACAAUGGAAACUAUGAUAAACCACAAAAGCUAGCUGAGGAAAUGUACAAAAACAUCACCAGUAUUUCGUUUGCUUCUGUCUCCUCCGAUCAACACAAAGUUCUAUCAGAAAUAGAAACUGCAGAGAUGCUUGGCAACUGUGUAAUCGACUUUCAAAUAUGAAACAAGUGGCUUUCAUGUAAAGUUUUGGAAAUUGUAUUGAACUACCAGUAGGAAUCUGUUUUUAGUUGUAUAGUUUUGAAGUGCCUGAGCCGAAUUUAUAUUGAACUAUGGUGUAUUUUAGCAGGGUUUUUGCCCAUCGGAAGCCGUUUCUUUCUGGAGAGAAAGUAUCCAAUUUUGCCAAAGUGCAAUCCGAAUAUGCCAAGACAUUACCAGCGUUAUAUAUAUAGCAUUUCAAUUCUCCUA